Messenger RNA from Electrophorus electricus (electric eel), 849 nucleotides. The record is from RefSeq and is a predicted model, not a curated record. NCBI's taxonomy places the organism in Eukaryota, Metazoa, Chordata, Actinopteri, Gymnotiformes, Gymnotidae.
AUGGCGACGUGGUGGAUGACAGUAAAGAGAGUUCAGCGUCUCGACAGUCUUGCAGAAAUCCUCCAACGAAGCCACUGACGUUUUUAAAUAUUGUUGCUGUAGUGCGCGAGUAUUAUCGCUGCUUUCUGCAAUAUAUACAUUUACGUUCAACUCCCGAUUUUUUUUUCCCAGACGAAACUGAAAAUGAGUCUUGAUCCCGCGUCUCUACGUAUAGAUCAGCGGUUACUCUAUUUUAUGGAUCAGCUGGAGAUUUUGGAAGAAAAAAGACAGAAACUUAACGCCCUCAUAGAGGAGGGAUGGUUUAACAUAUCCAAGGCACGUUACUCCAUGGGAAACAAGCAGGUUUCAGCCCUACAAUAUGCUAGCGAGAUGGACCCGCAUGUCUACGUGAACACAAGCAUAGAUAAAAAUGGUGUUGUGGAGUUCCAGUGUGAGCAAACUGAGCACAAAGCAGAAGAACCAAAAGAAAGCGAUACAGUAGAGAACAUGGGACCAACAGAAGGAGGCCUUAGGAGGAGAAUGAAUGUCAGACAGAAAGAAACUGAGGACGAGAGCACUGCUAAAGGGCAGCAUGAGGAGGAGCGUCAAGUCGCCCCAAAAGCGGAGAAAGCCCAGUGUCCACUUCAAGAGCCACUGAAAUGGUUUGGAAUCCUUGUGCCCCAGAAUCUUAAGCAAGCUCAGACUGUCUUUAAAGAAGUCAUCACCCUUUCAGCAGAGAUUUCAACUUUACAAAAUGUGAUUCUGGUCACCAGAGAGGAGUUGCAGUCUCAGAUGAAGGAGAAACAGAAGAUUUCAUUGAAUUAAAAGAUCACUAUUCACAUAUUAAACUUUGUUUAAACCCCUCUGUAA